This is a messenger RNA of Caretta caretta (loggerhead turtle), 2158 nucleotides long. It is a transcript of the gene AK8, whose product is annotated as adenylate kinase 8. Gene Ontology annotation, biological process: nucleobase-containing compound metabolic process. Gene Ontology annotation, molecular function: AMP kinase activity; ATP binding. The record is from RefSeq and is a predicted model, not a curated record. NCBI's taxonomy places the organism in Eukaryota, Metazoa, Chordata, Testudines, Cheloniidae.
CUCUCCCCCGCCACGUCCAGACAGCGAAGGGCUCGUGCCCACGCCCUUGGGUGAGAGGCAGAAGGGGGGGGGGGGGUCAUUGACUCGCCGGGGCACGGACACGCCGGGAGCAGUUGCCGCCCCUUUAAAGGAGCCUGUCGCUGUUUGAUGAGGUCACACGCCCCAUUCCGAGCCUGGGGAAGGCUCGUGCCGAUUCAGGGGCGGGCGAGGCCUCCUGCGUCGCGUGGUGAGAACGUAACCUCCUUAGCGACGAGCGGUUGCUAAGGGUGCGAUGGACGCUACCUCCAGGCCGCUCCGUGUGCCCCGGGAGAUGGGCAUUUAUGCGGAAAAGCACGAGCUCUUCCAGCUCCUGCAGAACAUGCUUGAAGGGUUGUUAAUCCAUAAACCUGAUGAGCCCAUCCAGUAUAUGAUAAGCCACUUAAAGCAAGACAAUGAUCAUGUUCCAAGAAUUUGUAUACUUGGUCCACCCGCCUCUGGAAAAACCACUAUUGCAACAUGGCUUUGUAAACAAUUGAAUACCCCUUGUAUCACUCAGGAGACUUUAUUGGAAGAAACAUUAGAGCUGACAAAAGAAGUAACGGCAUUUCAAGAGAGAGGACAGAAAAUUCCCAAUGCACUGUGGGCCAAUCUGAUCCAGGAGCGUCUGUCAAAUGUGGACUGCAUCAAACAAGGUUGGAUUUUGGAAGGCUUUCCUGAAAACCGGGACCAAGCAUGGAUGCUGCAGUUAGCUGGCAUCACUCCGAGACAUGUUGUCGUGCUGUAUGCUCCAGACACUGUGCUUAUUGAGAGGAACCUUGGGAAAAGGAUUGAUCCAUCCACGAAAGAGGUGUACCAUACCACCUUUGACUGGCCAAGCGACCCUCUGGUGCAACAGCGUUUGGUGGAGGCAGAAGGCAUAUCUGAACAGGAGACUGCAAAGCACCUGCUGGAAUAUCAUAGAAACUUUCCCAGAGUUUUCCAGAUCUAUCAGCAAAUAUUAAAAUUGAUCAAUGCCGACCAACCUUGUGCAGACGUAUUCUCCCAGGCUCUGACCUAUGUCCAAACCUGGUGCCGAUCAGCUGCCCCCUUUACACCACGGAUUCUCUUUUGUGGACCCCCAGGCAGUGGGAAGAGCCUGCAGGCAGCACUAAUAGCUCAGAAAUACAGCAUUGUCAACAUUUGCUGCGGGCAACUGCUAAAGGAAGCUGUUGCAGACAAGACAAAACUUGGAGAACUCAUUAAGCCUUAUUUUGACAGCAGAUGGCCAGUCCCAGACAACAUCAUUUUAAAGUUACUGACAGAUCGUCUCAACAGAUUAGACUGCAUGACUGACGGUUGGGUGCUACAUGGUUUCCCAAGAGAUUUAGAUCAGGCAGAACAGAUGGUAAAAGCAGGAAUUAUUCCAAACAGGAUAUUUUUCCUGAAUCUCCCAUCUGAAUCUGUCAUGGAACGUCUGGCUCAGCGGAUGAUUGAUCCAGUCACAGGAGAAAGAUAUCACGCCAUGUACAAACCAGCUCCAUUACCAGAGGUCCAAGCUCGUCUCAAGCAGAACCCUAAAGACACUGAAGAAAAUAUCAGGAUUUGCCUGGAGACCUAUUACAGGCAUGCUGGCGACUUGGAGGAGUUUUAUGACAAUGCUUUCUACAUCAAUGCUGACCAAGACCCUUAUGUUGUCUUUGAGUAUAUAGAAAGCUGUAUUGUUAAGCCCCUUCCACACAAGUCCUGACCUAUUAAAAACAGCAGUUCCAGCUAGUCCAAAAUGCUACCAGGCAAUGUCAAUUAGUUGGUGACUUAAGACUCAAAUUUAUGAGGCUAAAUUUUUUUGCAAAAGCUAAUAUUAAUGAAUAAGGAUGAUUUCCCAAAACCUUGUAAAAUGAAAAGCUUGUUUGGAUUUAAACUUUUCCCUGCGGUGUUUAUAAUCCAAACAUUGCAGUACUGGGCUAGUGUCAGGGACCUAGAACUCAAAUGGACUGGCACUGUCUGAAGUGAGUGAAGUGCAGAGAGUAAACAAACAACAUAAACGGUGAAAAGUUUCAGUGGUUCAAGCUCUUUGUUUUAAUAAUCCCAGAGGGUGAGACAGGAAGAAAGUUCAUUUUUUAGAAAUUAUGUUUAAACUUCCUCUCCUUUUCCAGGUGCGUGAUUCAGGGAAAUGUGGAAUAUUAAACCUAUUUGAAGUGUA